Molecule: messenger RNA, 2354 nt
Organism: Scleropages formosus (Asian bonytongue)
Lineage: Eukaryota; Metazoa; Chordata; Actinopteri; Osteoglossiformes; Osteoglossidae
Gene: triobpb
Product: TRIO and F-actin binding protein b
Exons: 12
Coding region: 422-2020 (532 amino acids)
Biological process (GO): positive regulation of substrate adhesion-dependent cell spreading
Cellular component (GO): actin cytoskeleton
Molecular function (GO): actin filament binding
Source: RefSeq, a predicted model, not a curated record
CGCCCAGGAAGUAACAAGUCGCGCGACCGCGCUCGUGCGCUCAACUUUCACCAAGUUUCCAAAGCGGACAGUUGGACGUCGCUUUAAAAAGCCUCGACGGUCCGUUCGGACCCCGACCUUAAUAUUUUCGGAGCUGCAUUUUAAUUAUAGACAAAUUACUCACUUUCAUUAAGGACUUAAGCGGACAGGAAAAACAUGCGGAUGUUAAUGUCACAACGUUGUUGGGCAGCAGCAGGUUUUGUGUCGCUACACUGUAUGUAACAAGAGACACAGUGAGUCAGAAGCCGCGCUGGUGUUGUCACGGUUUACGUCGUUAAUAACUGCACAGAGUUUAGUUAGCUGUCCAACAUACAUAUAGCUGCCUGCGGUUGUUUAAUUCCUGUCUGCUCCUCUUACACCAAUCUGCUUCGGACGCGCCGACAUGACGCAGCCGGACCUCCUCAACUUCAAGAAGGGAUGGAUGUCAAAACUUGAUGAAAACGGAGAGUGGAAGAAGCACUGGUUUGUGCUGACAGAUGCUGGGUUGAAAUACUACAGAGAUUCAGCAGCAGAGGAGAAGGAUGAAUUGGAUGGGGAGAUUGACUUGAGGACCUGUGUGAAAGUAUCUGAGUUUGAUGUUGAGAAGAACUAUGGCUUCCAAAUACAGACAAUGAAUGCGGUAUUCACCCUCUCAGCAAUGACUGCGGGGAUCAGGAGGAACUGGAUCGAAGUUCUGAGGAAAAGCGUGCGGCCCAUCAGCUCUCCUGAUGUCACACAGCUGCCAGACAACAGCAGUGACCAUUCCCACUCCCUCGCUCGCACGCCUUCAUCUCGCCACAACCCUUCCUGGCAGGGGCUUAAUGACCCCAGGUCAGGUGUCACACCCACCCCUUCUGCUGCUGCCGCCCCUCACCGGUUUGACUAUGUGGAGCUGGCGCCUGUGGGGGAGGCCGUUGGCAUGCAGCACAGCUCUUUGAGGGUGCCAGGGGAAGGUCAGAGCAGAGAGAAGGGUGUCGCCCCAACAUCUGAACAGAAGCAGCGACUGGAAGAGGAGAUUGAGAAAAAGUGGGCAGAGUUGGAGAAGCUUUCGCUGAAAAAGAUGAGCUCACUACCCCUGAUUGGCUCCAUAGGAGGCCAGUCAGCCAGUGAGACGCUACAGAGGGAGGUAGUGGCGUCUCUGAGGCAACAGCUGGACCGGUUGCAGAAUGGGGGAAGAGAAGGGGGGGUGGGAGUAAAGGGGGGGUGUCAUGGAGGGUCAGGGGCCCCUUGCAUCCGCAGCUUGGAAGCCAUGGAGAGAGCCCAUCACCAAGCACUGGCAGAGCUACAGAGGCGUCAUGAUCGGGAGGUACGGGAGCUGGAGUUAGAGCGGGACAGGCUGCUGCGAGAGGAGACCCAAGCCACUGCUCAGGCAAUGGAGGUGUUGAAGAAAGCCCACCGAGAGGAGAUGGAACAAGAGUUGGAGAGGAUCAGAAGAUUAGGUGGAGGAGAAGGAGUUACUGACACAGAGGUGCUGCAGAGACAGCAGCAAUCGGAGUGGCAGGCAUUGCAGAGGGAGCUGGAAGGCUUGUCUGAAAGGUACUCGCAGAAGUGCUUGGAGUUGAACCGGGCCAUGAAGAGCAAUGGGGAGAGGGAGCGGGAGAUGAGCUGCAGAGAGCAGGAGAUAGAGCAGCUGCGCAAGGAGAACCAGGAGCUGCAGUCUCGUCUGACUGAAGAGAUAAGUCGCUUGGGCUCCCUUGUGACAGUUCAGGGAUGUGGGAAGAACAAUCGUGAACAAAAUUCCUGUGAACUAGAGGUGCUGUUGAGAAUGAAAGAGAAUGAGGUGCAGUACCUUCACAAGGAGAUCUGCUGCCUGAGGGAUGAGCUGCAGUCUCUCAACAAGGAGAAGCAGGCUGCCUGUGAGCGCUAUAAGGAGGUGCACUCUGAGCUGAGCAUGAUGAAGAGCCGUAGCGAGCGGGAGGUGGAGGCUCUACGGGAACACCUUAGAUUGGCCAUGGCUGCCCUGCAGGAGGGCCAGCAGCUUGGGAACAGCCUGGACCACUGACAUCUGGAGAGGGGGUGGGGUAGGAGGAUGGACAAGUGCGCAUGGGAUAGGCUAGGAUGAGGGACAACUCUUACUCAAAAAUCUGAUUUAUAGCAAAGUCAGAUUGGUUUAGCUCAGAGCUUCCAGGAGAAGAGCAUGAAAGAAUAUUUUUAUUACAAUAUUCUCAACCCUUCUUCAACCAAGACAGGCAUGUCUCUCUCUCCUUUGGUCCUCACCUCUGAUCCAACUACUGUUGCUCUUUCUGAAACUGGAACAAGACAACUGGUGUACGGAGAUGCAGAAAUUACACAUGUGGUGCAAAAUUUGUCAGUAGCUUUUUUUUUUUUUUUUUUUU